AUGGAUGCCUUUGGAAAAGACACCUCAUCAAGGAUCCUUUCCGUGACUUGGAAGACUGGACUUUCACUGGAGAUUCCCUCAAAAAUGGGAACACUGCUGGAGACUGGAACCGCUGUUGUCCUGAUCACCGAUGACACCUGUCCAGCCAAUCUACAUCGUCCUCCUUCAAGAACGAUGGAAGAAGACUCCGCAUCUCCAACACAAUCCACAUCACCAUCAAGAAUAACCACCUACAAAAAUAAAUAUGCUGGUCUUCUGCUCAAUAGGAGAAAGAAGAAGUGCUUCCGGUAUAUGGAGGGCAGCAAAAACGGGAUGGAGAAUCCCAACAGCGUGGCUUCGAGUCUGGAUGAAGCCAACACGCCCGACUCCAACAAGACGGACAACUCCAUUUCCGGCUCCAUGUCGGCAUCCGGUUCCGGGUCAAUGUCAGACCUCAAGGGCCACCGGUCCAUCCUCAGUCCGGCCAUGAGCAUGAGUUCCCCCCAGAGCUUACCCCUCACCUCACCUAUGAUGCUUCCUUCGCCGAGCCUCUCGCUCAUGUCACCCAUGACGCCAAACUCGGCACUCUCCAGAGUGUCAAGUGCGACUGACAAUGCUAGUCUGUGUGCUUUCAGCCCUACGCCACUUCUCUCACUGCCUGGUAUGCCGGUCCAGCAGCGAGGGCGAGUGGGAACCAACCCGCACGACAUCAACAACCCGCUGUCCGUGAACCAGCUGACUGGCCUGUGCCAGCCAAAAGCCAAACCUCAUUCGCUCACCAAGCCAGUGGAAGACACGGGCCCGUCCAUCGUCAGCGUCAACACGUAG
Messenger RNA from Notodromas monacha, 807 nucleotides. Lineage: Eukaryota; Metazoa; Arthropoda; Ostracoda; Podocopida; Cyprididae. The record is from the annotation of a GenBank genome assembly.